This is a messenger RNA of Aedes albopictus (Asian tiger mosquito), 7960 nucleotides long. Its product is annotated as transforming growth factor beta activator LRRC33-like. The record is from RefSeq and is a predicted model, not a curated record. Lineage: Eukaryota; Metazoa; Arthropoda; Insecta; Diptera; Culicidae. Gene Ontology annotation, molecular function: protein binding. The coding region runs from base 262 to 2157 and encodes 631 amino acids. The transcript is spliced from 3 exons.
UCAUUUGCAACAGAUUUGUUGGCAAUUGUACUGUUGGUCAUCUUUUGCAUGAGUUGCGGCCACUGUGUUACUUUUCGUGCCACUUAAAGAUCGUAGAUUUUGAUUCCUUUUACAUUCUUGCUGGUACCUUAUCAUUUUUAAUAAUAUGCUGGAACGAGGCGAACGUAGAAUCCGUUCAACGUCUUAGUCUAACUUUUUCUUAGCCGUGAGGUGGUGAAAUGGUUUUGUGAGCAUUGGGAAAAAUAUUUUUUUUUAUCAAGGAUGCAGUCUUUCAGCGUGUGGUUGUGUUUUCUAGCUAUAUGUCAAUCUCGGACAGUUGAUGCAUUUCUAAACGAAGGCAACCAACGAUCCCACAUGUGCAAAACAUCGGUGCAACAUUAUGAUUGUCAGAUUCAUGGAGUCAACAUAAGCGAAGGUCAAAUUCAUACCUUUAAGCAUGAACCACAAAAGCAAGUUAUAACGUUCAGAAAAUCUAUCUUACACUAUUUGCCAAAAUCAUUGAUUGAUGCAUAUCCGAGCAUGAAAUUAUUGAAUUUAAAUCAGCUUGAAAUCGUUACAAUAGAGGACAGCGCAUUCGAUAAUGCUACACAGCUUGAAAAUUUGUUCCUUGAAGGAAACCGCUUGCAGACUCUUCCAGCUAAAGUAUUGAAUGGUGCUCGUAAAUUGAAGCAGUUAAUUUUAACAAACAACGACAUAAACACUAUCACUUAUAAUUUUGGAAGCAAUAGUUUCUUAAACGAUCUUUCUAUAAACGGGAACAAAAUUGAUCAACUACCAACUUUUCAAUACAUACCACGAUUAAAAACAUUCAAUGGAUCAAAUAAUACGUUUGCACAUAUUGACAAGAAUCAAUUCAUUAGACAAAUUCAAAUCGAAAACAUCGACCUAUCACACAACCAACUAACCAACUUAGAUCUUACCUUAUCAUCGCGAAACCUUCAAGCUGUAGACAUAAGCAACAAUAAAUUGACUAGCCUUAAAAUAACGUUACAAAUGGAAUAUCUGAAUAUUGGUAAUAAUGUUUUGUCAACAUUAGUAACAAAUGGAGAGUGCUUGUUAAAAUCAUUGAUAUUGUCCAGUAACAAGCUAGCAUCACAGCCAAAUUUUAUAAAUUGUCAACUAAUGGAGGUAUUGGACGUAUCAAAAAACACGAUGGAAACCUUCGAAUAUUCAGAAAAGUUUGAAAAUCUAAAGGAACUGAAUCUUGCACACAAUAAUAUAUUAGAAUUUGUUAUACCUACCGCACCUAGAAGGCCACAUAAACUCAUUUCGCUGGAUUUAUCCCAUAACCGGCUUUCCUAUUUAUCCUCACUUUCAUUCUUUACAUCUUUAAAGGAGUUAAGACUAAAUAGCAACCAAUUUCUUGGGAUUCAGCAACAAUCUUUACCGAGAACAGUAGAAAAUUUGUUUGUAUCGAAUAACCAAUGGAUAUGUGCUGAAGUGACAUUUUUCGCAAAUAUUGCAAAAGAUAAAGUAACAUAUUGUAAUGAAGCAUUCAAAUCUGUGCAAGGGAUUUGUUGUACGGACUAUUGGAAUACUUUCAAUGAUGUACUAAAUGAAAUAGUCAGACAUACAUAUUUUCAUGAACAAUCAAACUACGAUAGAUUGAAAUAUAAAUGUCCACAAAGGCAUUACAACACACAAUAUACCUACAUUGAAUUGAUCAGGCAAUUAGAUCCAGGAGCUGAUAGAAGAAGAUUGCAAAUCUACCAAGAUAUUGCCAACGCUAAAGAAUCAGUGACAAGAAAACAAAAUGAAUUAAACAUUAUCAUAAACAGACAACUUGAAUCCAAAAAUUUCAAAUCAAGCAUGGCAAUUCUUAUCGAAACCAAGCGCAUUACGUAUCAUAUAACAAGGGAAGGCGAAAUUGCAGACAAAGAAAUGCUAAGCAGAGUCAUAAAUUUUGUUCGUCAAAGAGACACUUGGACCACUGACCUGUCGAAUCGUCGUAGGACGAAAACUGAAAAUACUCAUACUUCGUUUAACCAGAAAAUUGACGAAAAAAAUCGAAUUGAUGCAAUUAUUCGCAUGCUGAGAUAUGAAGUUUUAGAUAAGAAGAGGGAGGAAGAACGUCUGAAAAAAGUUAUGGAGCAUCUCCAGAUAAGAGUUGAAAGAAAUAAUGCACCUUUAAUCUAUGGAAAAACGAGUAGUUUAUGAUCUAUCAUAUCACGGUUCAAAUUUGUUCUGCUCAGCUCUAGAUUUCACCUUUUUUAAUUGCUCCCGACUAGAAACUCAGAAAUCCGAAAUUUUGUUCCUCCCCCUUCCGGGCACUGGCGUGCGCUAGUAUGGGACAGAAAAAGACGUUUCACUCCUGUACACUUUUUGAGCUUUUUGAUUUCAGCUCGAUCGGAAAGACUAUAUUUUAGCGCCAGUCAUUUUAAGUUUUCAUACAAUAUACUAUGGGGAAAAUCACGUUGUCAAAGAAAAAUCGCCUCAGGUUGCCCCUUAACCCCUAAAAAUAAAUCGAUGAAUGAUUUCUAUAGGAAAUUUUACGAGGAACCAACCAUUCGAAGACUGCAAAGCGAUAUAAGGCAUGUGAAAAAAGUUAUUAGCUGAAAACCAAAUAGCGUUGCAACGCCGUUUAACACGUAAGGAAUAACAAUAAAUAAUAAAAUCUCGUAAUUUUAUCGAUCGGUGAGAAGAAUUCAACUUUUUACAGGAACGUCGCAUCGCUUUGCGGUCUUCGGAGGUCUGAUUCUUCGUAAUGUUUUCUACAGAAAUCAUUCAUCGACUUAUUUUAAAGGAUCAAGGUGUGACCGCAAGCGAUUUUUCUUUGAAGAAGUAAUUUUUUUUUUCCAUAGUAAAUCGUAUGAAAAACUACGAAUGGCGGGCGCUAAAAUAUAGUUUCUCCGAUCGAUCUGAAAUUUUGCACAGUUGAUAUGGGAGCAAAACGGUACUUGAAAAGUAUACAGGAGUUGGGGUUUUUCCAUUUUUUAUAUUUUCCCAUAUAAACCGUGUCCCAGACUUGCGCAGCUUUCUCUUUUCUCACUCACUCUCCAAAACAAACACAACAAAGAGCGGGAUGAAAGAGAGGGCAAGUGCCCCGCGAUGUCAAAAUCUCAAUUAUUAUCAAACUUUCAUGUCCUCGGAAUUUUCUUCGGAAGUGAUUAGUGUUUGGGUAAUAUUUUAUUUUAUCAGCAACACUGCUGCUGCCGCUGUUGGAUGGGGUCAAUGCUCUAAAUUUCACCAGGUUAGGCCCAUCGGGCAAAGUGGUGUUUGUGAUAUGAAAAUUUGGAAGUAGUAGUCGUGUCAUCACCGACAAACCGACGUGACACUCUGUUUUCAAGAUUGGCAAGAAAUUCUAACUUCAAACCGUUUUGAAAUCGUAACUCGUUCUGUCAUUUUCGUCUUUUGACAAAAGAAACCUUGAAGAAGAUGUCAUAAAACAGCGCGAAAAUCUACAGCUGAUCAAUGUAAACAUCAAAUACACUCUUAUUUCUAUCUCACCAAUAGAAGAUACAAUCAACCAUGCAAUAAAGCUAUUCAAAGAAAUCCUUCGAUAUAUGAAGCAAAAUAGUCAAUAAGUCCGAAAUAAAAUAUCCCAAACAUAAAAACUUUCACCGGAUGAAAUUUCAUUUCAACGUUCAUAACGAAAUGUCUUCUUAUUGCGGAAAACAUUGAAUGCAGGUUAUUACUUCAAAAUGUGUAAAAUAGUUUGACAAGGUAAAGUUCCUGUACGCACGCACGGUGUGUCUGGUAGAACAAAAUUAUUACAAAAAAAUGGGCAUCGCUAAUUUUUACGCUACGUGAAAGUGGACGCUACCAGCUUUCAUUCAAGCCCAACAUCGAAAUAUUCUAUCGGGGGAACUUUUUCAUACAAAAAUUGGGUAUGUUUGUUAAGUAGAAAUAGGGAUUAAUUUGGAACCGUGCAUUUUGUAUGGAGAAAAACGGUAUUCUGAAAAGGUUGCUCGGGAUCCCUCGGUGGAUUUUUUUGAGGGACCCUGCAAAUGAAAGCUGAAAGCCUCUAUUUUUGAAUAGCGAAAAAUUUGACGAUGCCCAUUUUUUUGUUAUAAACUUUUCCCAUACACAUGCCGUGGCACGCACACAUAAAGAGGAAGCUGUGUAAAUCGUCGCACAGAUGGAGCUAGUGAUUAAAAGGAGAACUUAUUCGCCAAGAAAAAUUGGAAAAGUUGUAUGAGCUGGCACGUCGGUUUGUCGGUGGUGUCAUGUCAACUUCGGCAAGCCGAAAUCGCACGAAGUUGACGAAGGUGACGUCACGUUCCAGAAGCUGCGAACAAAUUUUCUGGCGAACGUGACGUCGCGAUCAGCUGAUCGGUUUGUUUACAUAUUUUUAUCGACAAAUACAGGCAAACAUAUACGUUCACCCAGACCUGUGAAUAAUUGACAUCGGGAUGGGGUCCCGAGCAGGAACAAAUAACUGGCACAGAACUGCAGCACAUCAAAGUCAGGUAUCAUACCAAGACAAGGUUUUGGUCGGUUAUCCAGGUAUUGAAAAUAACUUAUUUUUGGUAUUUUGAUGAUAUUGAUGAAAUACCUCAACGAGUUAUUGGUUUAAUGUUGAGGACUGCUUCAGGUAUUAUUCAAUUAUGAAAUAAUCGCUGUUUGUAUGGAAAAAUCGCCGAUUAAUAUUUGAGUAUUGCCAUACCAGAUGUCAUUAUUCACGCCUUAUGCACAGAAUCCACCCCAGUUUUUUUUUUAUUUUUUGGUUUUUAUUAACGUGUAUUUUAACAUUUAGCUAAUUCUACACUAACCACUCAUGUUUUUGUUUUAGGUGUUUACCUCUUAUGCAGGGCUUCUUAAUACCUCAUUUAGGUUGCAGGUCUCGCGGAAAGGCUUAUAAUCAAAAAUUUUGACACUGUGUGCCCCCUCUUUUAUCUUCUUCUUUCGUGUGUUUAUUUAAAAGAAAAAAGCUACGCACUAGUGUGGGUCAUCGGAACCGUUUUCUCAGAUCAAAGCUUUUUUGGUUCCACUUCGAGUCCUGAGUAUCUGUGCAAAAUUUGAGCACGAUCGGUUGCGUCUACAUUUUGCGCAUUGCAAUUGAAAUUUGUAUGGGACUUUAUAUGGGAAAACAUACUUUUUUGCAUAUUAGCCAUAAGUUAAAAAAGUUUGUCUGAAACUUUUUAAUCGAUACUGUAAAAUGAUAGCCUGGGAUGUUCUGAAAAACUUUGUUGAAGACCGCAAAGUGAUCCGAUGCUUGUGAAAAUAGUUAUAACCAAUGAACCGCAUGCAUGUGUUUAUGUUUUAGCAUAUUGUAAAGGAAUAACAAUAGCAACAAAAUCAUGCUGUUUCGCCAAGCAAUGUCAACGCUAUAACUUUUUGCAUAAGCAUCAGAUCACUUCGCGGUCUUCCACAAAGUUUAUCAGGACAUCCUAGGCUAUGUUUUCACUUUAUCGGUUACACGGUCUUAGACAAAUUCGAGCUUGUUAUAAGAAAAAUGCAAAAAAGUGUGUUUUCCCAUGUAAAACCCCAUACAAACUUCAAACGCGAUGCGCAAAACGUAGACAUAACCGAUCGUGCCCAUAUUUUGCACACUUAUUUGGGUCCUGAAAUGGGAUCAAAAAAGUUUUGCUCUGAUGGGAUACCAUUGAAUUUUUCAUUUUCCCAUAUAAACGAUGACCCACUCUACUACGCACGCUAGAGCUUCUGGAAGAGGAUUAGAAUAUCCAGCCACAGAAUGUCAAUGCCGCGAGCGUUCGUGUGACCAUCAUAUAGUUUGCCACGUCCUUACAGCGUCAUUGAUGGUCCUAGAAGUGUCAAAUCAAUUAUAAUUAUCAAAACAAAACAUUUACUACAACAUGUGCAUUUAAAGCCAAGGAAUAGUUACACCCCAGGUAUGAAAUAAAUUCAUUUAAAUUAUUGACAACAGCGCCAUUAGCGAUCUAAUUUCUCAUAUAUUCAUUGGGAGAAAGGAGAAACAUCGAGGUUUUUCGAUUGUUAUUUCGGUUGAAUGCACGAUAUAAAAAAAGAAAAAAUUAAGCUUUAGAGGUUGUGCAGCUACCAUCAAAAUUACUCGUCAGGCGAUUCUCAAGAAACAGUGUUUCUACGAAAUGAUGUUUUUAAGAUUUCUUAUAUUGAACGCCAGAAUCCUUCUACUGUAUCGAGCAGUUGGUGAAUAAACCAUGCUGUUUAGCGUCAUGGUGUCUUCGAGAAAGUUUAUCACUACAACAACGCGCUAUCUUCAACUAUUGGUAAAAAUGAUAAAAAUGAGUUAGGAAGAAAAUGUAUUGUUUGAAUUUUUCGAGAUACAAAUUAGAUGUCUUCACCAAAGUCUACCGACACAACCCUUUGAAAAAGCUGUUUUGUCCUCAAUGUUUUUUUUUUUAGUUUUAAUUCUGUAUUUUUCAUGUUCUACAUACUUAUUGAUAAUGGUUAAACACUCAAUUUUGCAGAACAUAUCAUAUUGGUAAUUUCAAAAAUAAUAUACAGGGGGUGGCCAAAAUGUUUGGGAUAGACAACUUUUUUUCACAAAAAAGUUCAACAUGCUGUAACUUUUCACAGAGCUCAUCAAAAAUUGUAAAGUUUUGACUGUUUAUCAACCUAUAAUAUGUGCAUCAUUGGUACAAAUUUGAGCUCGAUUGGUUAAUAUUUCGCAAAGCUAGAACCGUUUUCGUAGAACACUAUUUUUCAGACAGCUUAUUUUUGAAGUGUCGUAUCUGAGAAACCAGUAAACCGAAUUGAAUGACAUUUUGAACGUUUAUCGACAAUAUGAUAAUGCUUCAACCGUUACUUAAACAUUGGUACUUUUAAAACGUUGAAAAAAGUUAUCAUGGAUUGACAAAUUUGGAUCUGUUACGAAAAAAUGUAUUUUUUUUACAUUAAUGUCAAUAAAUUUUAGUUUUGAUAUCCAAAGAUUUUCUACAACUGUUCUCAAGAUAUCUCUAAUCAGAUAUAUUAGGGCCUAUUUGGAUUGAAGGAAGAGCACAUUUAGUAAUUUGUGGUUUUAUAAAUUUGACUUAUUUUCCUCUAUAUGGGUGAAAACGUCAAACCGGUAUAACUUUAUUCGUCGUGAGAAAAUAUUACAUUUCAUAAUGUCGUAUCGAGUAUCAGUAUAUUGUUGAUAAACGCUCAAAACUUCAUUCGAUUCGAUUCACUGGUUUCGGAAAUAUGACAGUUCAAAAAUUGGUUAUCUAAAAAUAAUGCUUUACAAGAACGGUUCUUGCUUCGCGAAAGAUUAACCAAUCGAGCCCAAAUUUGUACCAAUGAUGACAAACAGUCAAAAUUUUACUAUUUUUGAUGCACUCUAUGAAAGAAAAGUAACAGCAUGUUAAACUUUUUUGUAAGGGAAAAAAAAAGUUGCCGAUCCCACACAUUUUGGCCACCCCCUGUAGUUGUAGCGGUCUUUAUAUUUGUUUGGGCUAUAUUUCAAGCAUCAAUCUACACAAUAUAGGCAAUACUCUAUACGCAUGCGAAAAAACGUAAAAUAACGCAGUUACAAACUUGGUGUCUUAGACAAAGUUAUUCAAAACAUCAUUUCCUACAACUUCUGUGCCCUUCAAUUAAUAACUGUGGAAAUGCUCUAAGAACACUUAGUUGAAUAGAGGCAGGUCAAGUUCCAAUGUGAACGUCGAGCCAUAAAGAAGUAGUAAAAGAAGAAGGAUAUCGAAAAAUCUCGAUUUUUUUCGAAAUCCCAAAAAUGUAAAUCAAUACUUUUCCCGUUUCCCCUCUUCCAGAUGGGGGAAUCAAAACUUAGGAUUUAUUAGGUUUUAGUCGGAAGCUAUCAUUAAAAGCUAAAAUUUAGAACAAAAGUUGAUUGUUUUUUUGGACCAUGUAUUUAAAUAAAAGACAUUGAACUACUGAACAGAUGAAAUAUCAUCAAUCAUUUGUAUUAUUCGCAAAGAUAUCACAUCCCUGAUAGUACGCCUUUACAACAGUUUUUUGCCCUUCUGCAAUUCUGCUAUUAUCAACGUAUCCCUUGUGUGUUAGUGUUGGUGUAUUGUAGGUGCCAACUCUUUCUAAUCCACUCUGAUUGCUAACUACCUAUUGAACUAUUACCAUUAAA